CUGGAUUUUUUCGUACCUUUUAAAAACGUGCCUGUCUCUCUAUCUGUCUCUCUCUCUUUCUCUCUUCUCUCUCCUGGUGUAUAUAAACGCACGCGCCUGUACAUAUACCCCUGUCGCCUUCUAUCAUAUCUAUCUCCAUGUCUGCGUCGGUUUUCUCUUUGCAGCUGUUCCUCGUGUACCCGAGGUAGCCUUAUCAGUGCAUGCAAAACCAAAUCAAAAUUAUUUGCUUUUACAAGAUUCGUGUAGAUUUUAAUCUACACAGGCAAUAUAUAUACAAUAUAUAUUGCACGUAAAUAAAGCUUCAAAGUGUGCUCACAGAAAUGUGUUCGCCAAUGGACAGUGCAAAGAUGUUAUUACCGCCCAGAUAUCACGAAGUUUGCCGAUUGUGCCUAUCAACUAGUUAUGCCUACAAUGUUAAUCUGUUCAAAGAACAAGUCAAAGGCCAAAAAUACAUUGAAACGAUCCUCGACACUCUUAAGCUUCAGGUAAGCAAUGAGGACCAGUUACCGCCGGUCAUAUGCGGCCGCUGCGUCUCGAGGCUAGAAGCGAUGGAGAAGUUUCGACUGACCGCGCAAAAAGCCGAAGACUCGCUCAAGACGUACGUCGAGGAGGCCAAAACAAUGAACUCACAAGAUGAAAUGGAACAAAAGCUGUCAAAGAUCACCAGUUCGGGAGAAGAGGACCAUUUAAGGGAUAUCGAUGAGCCGUUCAGUAAUGAUUUGCCAAAGCAAGAACCAACAAAGUUGGAAAACUCAACAGAGGACGUGCUCGUGAAAACCGAUGUCCAGAAGGAGGAAGCAGGAGAAAAAGAAGCGCCACAAAACGAAAAGAAAGAGUCCCCGAGGCCGGGGUCGAGCCCAGUGGCACCAACAGAAGAAGAGCCCAGCGAGAGCAGGGCGAGCGAUACCAAAGUUUCGCCAGCGCACGAAACUGACUCGAGAGGAGAGCAAAAUUCGGUAGUGGUCGAGUACCCUCCGAGCCCCCUCCAGACGACGAACGACAUCAACAUGAUGGACACCUCGUCGGUGGACGAUUCUGAUCCUGAGAGAUUGGAAAUCGAGGAGGAGGACGACGAGGAGCCGCCCCAAAUACUGCCGGAGGUCACGAUCAGAAUCGAGAAUGGCCACGAGCAACAGCAACAACCCUUGAACAAGAAAGCCAGAUUUGCGGACUACAACACCAAUGGCAUGAAGAAGGUCCUGUCGCCGAAGAACGACAACGCGGCCAACAGCAAUUCCAACAACAAUCACGACAGUGUCAUCAAGCCGGACAUGUUCGGCGGCCGCAACAACGGGGUGCAGGAAGCCGACGUUGAGACGACGAAAUUGUGGAACGCCCUCGCAAGUUUCCAAUCGAUGCCUUUUUACAGCAACAGAAACAUCGAGGUGACGCGGACCAACGGCGACAAGCAGCAUCCCAUCCUGCCGAUGGCCAACAACAACGGCUUCGACAUGGCCGAGCUCAUGCAGUCGUACUUCGGCGCGCACAUGCUCUCGGGCAUGACGCCGCUGCAGCAGGCCAUAGCCAUGGCCGCGCAGAAGACGGCGCUCAUCGGCGGUAUGGCCCUGACCAAGGACAACAAAAUCUUCAUGGACUCGCACUCGCACCAAAUAGCCAACGCUCUUGCCCAGCAGCAACAGCGUAGCUUUCAGCAGGCAUCGAUGGACAGUAAUCCAUCGAGUCCCGCAUCGACCGGCCGCAAGGAGAGCAAAGGCAGACGCAAGCAGAGCUACCCCAGCAAAGCCCCAACUACACCCCCACAGUCGUCGGAAGGCGAUCAUCAGCAGCCCAUGCCUCUGCAACCCUCGUUGCAACAGCAUCACCAAUUCCCGCAGCAGACGCAGACUCAGCGCCGGCAGUCGAAUUCCAGUGAUGAGGUGGCGAACGAUUACAGCAACUGGGCAGUCGCUACUGUCAACAAGGGAGGAAAGUAUUAUGAUGACACGAAGCAACACAAUGAAAAUCUUCAUGCCUCUGCUAUGGUAGGAAUGAACUUGACUAGUACUAGUGGCGCUCUGGUUCCCCAAAAUAGCGACAGUAAUUCUUCCUCCACUGCUGGGGGUAAGAAGAUCGAGAUGUCCUGCACAAAUUGCGGUACCAUGACCACUACCAUAUGGAGGCGCAAUCUCAAGGGCGAGAUGGUUUGCAAUGCUUGCGGACUGUAUUAUAAAUUGCACGGCAUCAAUCGUCCGGUCACCAUGAGACGCGACACCAUUCACACACGAAGACGCAGACCCAAGGGUGAAAAGUCAAACAGCAGACAGCGAAGGAGGAGCGAAGCAAACGCAAUAAUGGGCUCCCCAGCUCAAAUGGCAGGGUUACCGUCGAUGGAGCCCAUGGAUCAAGAAAGCGCAAAUAUGCUGGUGGCCCUCCGGUCCCAAAUACAGCCGCACUUACUGCUAGCCGCUGCAAUGACACAAAAUCCAAACAUGUCUAACCCAUCCGCAUCUAUUAGGCCGCCACAAAUGCCGAGGUCAUCAAUGAAUUACAACAUGCCAAUGACUACAUUUUUGCAGCAGAUGCAGAACAUCAAAACUGAAGAUGAACGACAAGAUGAAAAUGGAGAACUAGAUGAUGAUGACGACGAUAAUGUAUCAGAUUUGCCGUUGAACUUGGUUUCAACGUCACUUGCUGAAGAGGCUCAUUGAUCUUCGAUGUCGUACCAGGAUCGUGGGUCAGUGACGUGUUUACAAUUGUAUCAUAAGCGGUGUUAUGCAGUCUCGCCUUGUAUAAAAAUCUGAUGUUACGUCACUUAUUUUGCGUGAGAAUUACACGCUGAAAAUGUCUAUCUUAUUUUUUGAAAUGUUUUUUCAAUGCUAAGCGAAUGAAUACUAGAACGCCCUUCUUCAAAUACUUAAUGAUAUUAUAAUAUUUGUCAAAGACACAGUAUUAAGUUCGAAAAAGAAAAUCAUUUGGGCGAUGUUACGUGAUGAUGUAGGUUGAAAGCAUUAGAUAAAACAAAUUGUACAUAAUAACAUGAAGCAAACAAUAGGAUAUUGUUUUAGGAUUGAUCGAUGAAUAUUUUUAUAUAAGAUGUAAAGAAAUGAUGAAAAAAUAUUCUAUAAUUUAUGAAAUAACGAAUCUCAUUCAAGACGUAAGAGUUGGAAAAUUAAAACGUCUCUGAUAAACUAAAAACGUUAAAGUUGAAUGGUAUGUUGUAAAUAGAGGAAAAGAGUAACUCGUAGAAAACAAAAAUGAUGUAUUUGGUGAAAAACUUUUGGGUAUCAUAUUUUUUUAUCGUCGUUGACGUUUUCGUCCAAAGAUGCGAUAUUGACUUUGCGUUAAUAGACGAGACAGUUACUCUGGGCAUUUUUCAACGAUACACGUUGCAGAAAACAGUGUAAAUGUUUUGAUCUAAUUCGAAACAACAACGCUGUCUUUUCUGUUGAUAAGUAGCGAGACUGAAUUGUAUACUUACCAUAUUUAACAAUGAUUUACUCGUUGCCACGAUUAUUAAUUGAUAAUUGUAAUUUUUCUUCGAUUUACACCACUUAAUUUUACUAUUAACUGUAUUUUUGAAGCCUUUUGGCUGUCCAAUGUGAAAUUUUAUUACCAAUCUAAACGUAGUUGGUAAAAGUACUCUAAAGAAACUUAAUGCUCUCUAUUUUGACUCAGUCUUAUGAGUAUUAGUAGAAAUUUUAAGUGCCUUUUAGUUUUAUUAGUCUAUUUUUUGAUUUUUAAUUCAAUUUUUAAUAUACUUUGGAAGCUUUUAACAAGUAUUACCUCUGAUCGAACUAUCAAACAAUUAAAUCUAGUUCGUUCUCAAGCUUGAUUAUACUUAAUCAGAGAAAAGAUGCGACUUCUGCUGUAUUAAGAUGGUUAACUUUGUCUUUACUUUGUUCUUACAUUGCUGAAAUUCUAAUUUCUAAGAUUGAUGAAAACUCAUGAGACUUAUGUACUUAAGUUGGAAGAAAAACUAAUCUCAUUAUUUCACGUUUUCUCGUCGCCGUGUUAAAUACUCGUUUAGAAAUUCUUAAUCUUGUAGUAUUUCUAUUGAAGACUCCCUUGAUAAUUUCGGCUAAUGCACAAAAAGACAAAUUUCAACAUGAACUUGAAAUUAUUUUUAAUUGAACAGUAUUAUCAAUUGAUAAGGAGCAAGUAAAAAUGUUAAACUUUUCCAAAAGUUUUUUUAAUAAUAAGUUAAAAAAAAACCAAUACGGUUAUUUUAACUAAAAAAAUUUUAAAAAUCAAAUUUUAUUUGCUGAUUUUAUCUCUAAUUUUUUGGUCUUUUAUUGUUUUCAAUUCGGCACGCUGGAAAAAACGAUAAUUCUCAAGUUAAUCCAGUUCAUUUUAGCUCUAAAAAAUCUUAACAGUUCUGUGAACUGGCAGGCCUUAACAAUGUGAUCUUGUGAUUUCAAUAAUUUAUAGACUGGCGAAUGAAAAAUGAAAUAGGGUUGAUUGCUUCGGCAUACGAAAUAAAACAUGAUUACAACUUUUUAAGUUAGUUAUAACCGAUAUCGUUAUAGAGAAAUCUAGGGGGCAGGUGCCUUUCGAUAGCAAAAAUAUAUCUUCAUUUCACUGUGUCAAAAAAAUUGGUAAUUAAAAUUGUUUGUUUCGUUAUUCACAAAAAAUAUAACUUGUUGCCUAGAUUAGAAAAAAUCAUUUGAGUAGUCAGUAGUAAUGACACCACACAAAUGGCCAGUGCAUCAUUUAGAGAUGCGCACUUGUUUUACAUAAACCUAAUGUACUUUGCCAAAAAUAGUUUUUAGUUUAUACUUUCUUGUAACAUAGAACAUUAUGUAGUUAAGUUUAUUGAAAUGAUUUUUUUACUACCAUUUUCUUUUCGAAUCUCUUUCUUCUUCGUGAAUUACACUUAGUCCAUACAAGAGUAUUUUAAGUUACUUCGACUCGAGUAAUCUUGACUUUUUGCCGAACGUACUUAGUUUUCAGUAUUUAACAUGGUUUAUUCGAAAUCAACAUUUACCAGUCGGUAAAUUAUUGGAAUCACCAGAAGCAUAGUCAAUCACACAUAUUCAAGGGAGUUGAUUAGUUUUUAAUUGUUACAGCUGCUUAAAAUUUUUUACAAUAACUAUACGGGCGUUGUAGAUUUGACAUAAAGUUUCAAUACUUACAAGAACAUACAAAGUGUAUAUUGAUGAAAGUUGAGAAAGUAGAAAUUUAUUUACUUUUUAUAAUGUUUCAUUCUUACACCGUAGACUUGUAAAAUAUAAUUUUAUUGAUCAUGCGCAACGUACGAUUAAGCCUGUUUUUCGCACUUCCGAAGCAUUUUAUUGUUUUAAUCGUAUCCAUGAUUGUAA
Molecule: messenger RNA, 5258 nt
Organism: Trichogramma pretiosum
Lineage: Eukaryota; Metazoa; Arthropoda; Insecta; Hymenoptera; Trichogrammatidae
Exons: 9
Coding region: 321-2648 (775 amino acids)
Biological process (GO): positive regulation of transcription by RNA polymerase II; negative regulation of transcription by RNA polymerase II; cell fate commitment
Cellular component (GO): nucleus
Molecular function (GO): zinc ion binding; RNA polymerase II cis-regulatory region sequence-specific DNA binding; DNA-binding transcription factor activity, RNA polymerase II-specific
Source: RefSeq, a predicted model, not a curated record